AUGAGUGGCGAGUACAUCAAGCAACUUGGAGCAAAGCACAUGGUUGCUGAUUACGAGAAGAUUGUGGAGGAGUAUGAAGUGUACAGAAAGCGCCAUGUUGACAAUCUAGCAUAUGUAGAUGAGAAUAUGCUAAUGGCGUAUGAAUGUGCGUUUUUCUUCCACCGGACAGGAAUCAAGCAUAGCACCACUGGUGCUAGUAGGAAGAUCAAUCAAAAGAUUUUUAGGGCAGCGCUUGGCGAGAUCAAGCAGAAGUAUAUUUGCAGCAAGACUGAUGUGUGCCAAGAGAGUAAGAAAGACGGGAUUGUUUGCAACCUGUAUUCUAUUUGUGGAAGUUCAUCGCUAGUAAUGAGAGACUAG
This is a messenger RNA of Ordospora pajunii, 357 nucleotides long. RefSeq lists its product as uncharacterized. Bases 1 to 357 code for a protein of 118 amino acids. The transcript has a single exon. The record is from RefSeq and is a predicted model, not a curated record. NCBI's taxonomy places the organism in Eukaryota, Fungi, Microsporidia, Ordosporidae.